AUGAAUCACGGAGGUCGAACUCCCCCCAACGAAUCCGAACUUCGAGAGGUUACCACCCUUACUGCUCAACGCAGAAGCAUCUUAGCCGCUAUAAAACAAAUUGAAGAGAGCUCUUCUUAA
Messenger RNA from Gregarina niphandrodes, 120 nucleotides. RefSeq lists its product as hypothetical. The transcript has 2 exons. NCBI's taxonomy places the organism in Eukaryota, Apicomplexa, Conoidasida, Eugregarinorida, Gregarinidae. The record is from RefSeq and is a predicted model, not a curated record. The coding region runs from base 1 to 120 and encodes 39 amino acids.